Molecule: messenger RNA, 1825 nt
Organism: Papilio polytes (common Mormon)
Lineage: Eukaryota; Metazoa; Arthropoda; Insecta; Lepidoptera; Papilionidae
Product: proton-coupled amino acid transporter 1-like
Exons: 9
Coding region: 158-1543 (461 amino acids)
Biological process (GO): amino acid transmembrane transport
Cellular component (GO): vacuolar membrane
Molecular function (GO): amino acid transmembrane transporter activity
Source: RefSeq, a predicted model, not a curated record
GCACUGUCAAUUUUUGUUUCUAGAAUUUGUACAAAGCUUUCAAAAUAAUUUAUUGAUAUAUCUUUAAAACCAUGUGUUUAUUAUUUUACAUUUUGUACCGAUUAUUAUUCAGUUGCAUGAAAUAUUAUUGAUUGUUUAAAUUAAUUGUUUAAGCAAGAUGGGAGCGAUAACAAGCUAUUUUUUUGGUGACAGCACCGAUGCUAGCAGCAAGAUGUCGAAUCAAGGGCCGAAGUUUGUGAUUAAGUCUACCCCUGCUAAUGCGGCUAGUUACGACUUUGUGGCGGCCAGACCGCCCGGGAAGAGGACUAAUAUUUUAGAGUCUGUGGGACAUUUAGUGAAGAGUUGCCUUGGCGGUGGCGUGGUGGCCAUACACGAGUCAUACAAAUCAUGCGGCCUCUGGACCUCGAUGGUGCUCACCAUUAUAAUAGGAUUCUUGAUCAGUUAUUGUAUGUAUAUGAUAGCAAAGUCUGCCCACAAGCUAUACGGUCGACUGCAUGUCUCCCAGAUGUCUUACCCUGACGUCGCCGAGGCUGCAAUCGCUGUUUGUCCUUUCCCCAGGAUACGGCGAUACAGCAAAAGCUUGAGAUAUGCCGUGGAUUUCACAAUCUGCGUGGAUCUGUUCGGUUCCUGCUGCGUAUACCAGGUGGUGAUUUGCAGAACGAUAAAACAGUUGGUCGAGGGCACAGAUACGGUAACCCUCGAGGGAGACCCACCUUUAAGAGCAUAUGUAUUAAUGCUGCUUCUUCCGUGCAUACUGAUUUGUAUGAUCACCUCACUGAAAUAUCUAGCACCAUUUUCAAUCCUCGCUGAUAUAUUUCUACUUAUUCUGGCCGGAGCUACAAUUUACUAUGGUUGUAAAUUUUCUAAAGUGAGUAUAUUUGAAAUGCCGAUUUUUAAAGACUUGCCCGGCUUGCUGGAGUUCCUGGGGGUGUGUGUGUUUAGUAUGGAAGGGGUGGGGGUGACUAUGGCCAUAGAGAAUAACAUGAAGGAACCCAAGAAGAUUGGAAGAGUGCUUUUUUUCGGUAUGAGUGUUGUAGUGGGAAUUGUAUUCGUGAUCGGGACUUUUGGAUAUUGGGGUUUUGGUGAACAUUCCAAGUCUCCUGUUACACUUAACUUUCCAUUCACAGCGUUCUCGAUUGCUCUCAAAGUGUUUAUGGCUAUAAUUAUAUAUGUGACAUUUGCCCUCAACUUUUGGGUACCGUUCGAUUUAGUCUGGUUCUACAUUAAGGAGAAAUAUCCCCCAGUAAAGUACUGGUUCUGGGAGAGAGUGUACAGAGCAUUGUUUGUUGUAUUUAUCACGGUGAUUGCGUUUAUCUUCCCCAAUGUGUCAUCUUUUAUUGGAUUGCUCGGUUCGUUCUGCUUAUCGAAUAUGGGCUUUAUUUACCCGGCUCUUAUUGAACUAUGUUUAGAUUGGGAAUAUCCAGGUCUGGGCUUUAUGAAAUGGCGAUUACUCAAAUGGCUUUUGAUAUGUAUUUUUGGCACAUUUCUCGGCGUCUUUGGUACAUACAUGAAUGCUAAAGAAUUAAUACGUCAAUCUUUUUAAUGACUUUACUAAAUAUUGGUGUAUUAUUUAUGUAAUAAAAUCCAAACAUGGAUAGUUUAUAUCCAUUUUUAACAGAAUUCCCAAAAGGAGUUUUUUAUCUGUGUUACAUGGUUUUAUUCUUUUUUAUACGAAAGAUAGUGCUUGUUCUAUUUCAUUUUUUGAUACUGUCAGUUUAAUAUUCAUGAGGCGAUGCCACACAAGCGUUUGCGUCAGCGUAGCUACAACGGAGCGGUUACUAGCUCGUUUUAUACAAAUGAACAGGACAGACAGACAAAAAAAAAA